Sebastes umbrosus (honeycomb rockfish) is the source of this 2452-nucleotide messenger RNA. RefSeq names its product notchless homolog 1 (Drosophila) (gene nle1). Bases 149 to 1588 code for a protein of 479 amino acids. Gene Ontology annotation, cellular component: nucleolus. The transcript has 13 exons. Gene Ontology annotation, biological process: ribosomal large subunit assembly; Notch signaling pathway. Gene Ontology annotation, molecular function: protein binding. The record is from RefSeq and is a predicted model, not a curated record. NCBI's taxonomy places the organism in Eukaryota, Metazoa, Chordata, Actinopteri, Perciformes, Sebastidae.
UCCUCCCAUUUCCCAUAAUUCAUUGCGGGAAUCCGUUCACUGACAUGACAACUGCGGCUUCGUGGAGUAUUUCUACUGUAAAGGCUCUCUGGUGAUAUACACGUGGGGAGUUUGAACACAUCGCUACCUCGCUAAAGAUCCAAAACUGAUGAUGACGAGUGAGGACGUGGAGCGGCUGUUGAUCCAGUUUCAGGAUGAAGAGGGAGAGGUUCUGGGUUCACCUUUUGAUGUGCCUUUAGACAUCACCCCAGACAAACUACAGCUCGUUUGCAAUGCACUGCUACAGAAGGAGGAGCCAGUGCCACUGGCAUUUUUUGUGCGUGGAGAGGCUGAGGUGGUGUCCAGUCUCGGGUUGUGUGUGCAGGCUCUUGGGGUCGAGACAGAGCAGGUUCUGCCAGUGGUGUACCAGCCUCAGGCUGUGUUCAGGGUUCGAGCUGUGGCCCGCUGUACCAGCACGCUACAGGGACACACAGAAGCUGUCAUCUCAACUGCUUUCAGUCCCACCGGCAAAUAUCUGGCCAGCGGUUCAGGUGAUACCACAGUGCGUUUUUGGGACUUGACGACUGAGACGCCCCACCACACUGCCAGAGGACACACUCAUUGGGUACUGAGCAUCGCCUGGUCACCCGAUGGCAAGAAGCUGGCUUCAGGUUGCAAGAACAGUCAGAUAUGUCUAUGGGAUCCAGUGACGGGUACGCAGAUGGGGAAGACUUUGACCGGACACACCAAAUGGAUCACUUGGCUCAGCUGGGAACCUCUCCACCUUAACCCAGAGUGUCGGUACUUAGCCAGUAGCUCUAAAGACGGUUCAAUACGUGUCUGGGACACUGUGUUGGGACGCUGUGAGAAGAUCCUGACUGGACACACUCAGUCAGUCACCUGUGUGAAGUGGGGAGGAGAUGGACUUCUCUACACUUCUUCCCAGGACAGAACGGUCAAAGUCUGGAGAGCCAAAGAUGGUGUCCAGUGCAGGACUCUGCAAGGUCACGCCCACUGGGUGAACACCCUGGCUCUCAGCACAGACUACGUCCUGCGCACUGGAGCUUUUGAACCUGCAACUGCCACGGUCAACCCCCAGGACCUCACUGGAUCAUUGGAAGAGCUGAAGGAGAAGGCUUUGCAGAGAUAUAAUAAAGUUAGGGGUUCAGCUCCAGAGCGCUUGGUGUCUGGCUCAGAUGAUUUCACCUUGUUCCUGUGGAACCCUGCAGAAGACAAGAAGCCUCUGGCCAGGAUGACCGGCCACAGCGCUCUGGUCAACAAAGUGCUCUUCUCCCCAGACACCAGGCUCCUCGCCUCUGCCUCAUUCGACAAGUCCAUUAAAAUCUGGGACGGACGCACUGGAAAGUACCUAAUGUCCCUGCGUGGCCAUGUGGGAUCUGUGUAUCAAGUGGCGUGGUCGGCAGACAGCAGGCUGCUGGUCAGUGGCAGCAGCGACAGCACACUUAAAGUUUGGGACAUCAAGACUGGGAAGCUGAACAUGGACCUGCCCGGCCACGCUGAUGAGGUUUAUGCAGUGGACUGGAGUCCUGAUGGACAAAGAGUGGCCAGUGGCGGGAAAGACAAAUGUCUCAGAAUAUGGAGAAGAUAACCUCACCUCUGUUCCCCUUCCUGACUCUGGCAGAGGAUUUCACAUCUUCUACUAUCAAGAAGCCUGGUAGCUGGAGCAAAGGUGGCAAGACUACCUAAUCCUGUCAACAAUGGCAUUGUGUCUAGAACCUCUAACCUAGUCAUGAUGCAAAUGCCCUCUCCAGGUUUGAAACCCAUGUGUGAAUAUUAACACUGUAAAGGUGUUUAGCGGAGUGGGAAAUUAAAAUGGCAGAGAUUAUAAUCCUCAUAAUUUCCAUCAAUUGAGAUAAUUUACAGUUACACUGUAGUCAGCGUUAGCAUCUCAAAUCAAAACGGUUUCCAUUCAUGUACAUAUUGUUUUGUGCACAUCAGGGGCCCUGACAUGUAAAGAUCUUGAGUCUCAUUUUAGUGCCACGCCCAUAUGCUGAAACCACAAACAAUGUUAUGUAUUUAUAAAUGAAUAUAUAACUUCAAUUUCUGAAUACAGAAUAUAGUCACAAGAAAUGGAAUGAGAUGCAUACGUUGAGAGAUUAAAAAUAAACGUUACUAGAUGAACUAUAUACUGCAGGUGGACCAGCGAGGCAACAGGUGGGAGCAUUUAAUACCUUCCUCUGAUGUUAAUGCCAACGGCGCUCGUCCUGCACCUUCAGCCUUUAAUCUCCUCUUUCCUGCGGUCAGCAAAGCCUCACCCGGCUGAUUUUUCUGCUGCUGCGGUGACGCCAAGUGUCAACAGCUCUGAUCUCUCUGAAUCUCCAUCCCACUGAGGAAAACCAGGUUCACUAUUACAGUAAAAAUAACCUGUUUUAUUUUCUGUAUUUAACUGGCUUUGUGAAUAUUUUGAUAUAAAUAAAUAUUUACAUCACAACUUUUACCUUGUCAGACAAAA